AUGUCGGUGGCCGGUCAUCCUGCGUAUAAUCAGCUUCUAGCCGUACUUGAGAAGUCUGAUCAGCCAGAUACGCAAACUCAGAAGGAUGUUGCUGACUUCAUUUCCCAGUUUGAAGCCAAGGAACGAUAUGGCGUCUUAUAUUUCCUGGAAGCAGCGCUUACGGCACCUGCCCUUCACAUGCGACAAAUGGCUGCAUUGUGCUUGAAACGAGCCAUCAAUGUGCGAUGGGUAUCACUCGAACCUGAUAUAAAGACGCAGCUUAAAGCUGGUCUAGUCCGUGGAAUUCAAAUCGACGAUUCAGAAGUUCGUACGAUGUUUGGUUCUGCAUUCGUCGCCUUAUUCGCAGUAGAAGGAUACGAACAUUGGCCAGAAGCACCAGGUCUGUUGUUGAAAUUGUUGAAGGAGUGCCCCAAUGAAAUUGUAAGGGAAACUGCCGGUUCCACCUUACUGAUGUUAGUCGAAGAUAUGACCUCUUGCGAUGCUCGUAUGGAUGACCAGACACACAGCAACGUUGCAUGGGAACACUUCCUGAACUUUGUUGCCAAAGAGCUACUACCAUCUAUUCUUGAACUAGCUGCAAAAGUACCAAGCUCGCUAUCCUUUUCAUGCAAAAUGUUAUCUUCGUUGAUGGAUGUCAAUGCAUGUACCAAACCAUUAUUCGAACAACAUUUCGUAGCGUUCUGGACUCUACUAGGUUCAAUAGCACAUAACCGAGACCCGUGGGUUCGGAAAUGUGUCCUUAAGGGUAUGGUGGAAACGUGGACACGUCAUCCUAUGACUAUCCUUGACGCCAGUACAGCAGUGUUUAGGUUCGUAAUAGACUGUACAGGCGACUCUAGUGAUUAUACAGCUCAAAUUGAAGCACUUCAUUUUUGGGCUCAAUUGUUAAAAAAUCGUCUAGAUGAGCCUAUUAGAGUACGUAUGGUGGAGUCGCUGAGAGUCCACCUGCCACAACUGAUACCCGUGUUAAUGGAACACACCAAGUACUCAUCAUGGGACUAUAUGUCCAUGGAUGAGUCACAUUUUGAAGAAGAUAAUGCAGCUGUCCCUGACAGGGUGGAGGAUGUGCCCCCUCGUCCAGAGUGCGAAAUGAGCGCUGAUGAGGACGAGGAGUCCGCGACUUGGGGGACCAAUUGGACCGCGCGCAAAGGCUCUGCCUUAGCACUGGACUACAUUAGCCAGGUAUAUGGCCAUGAUAAGGAGAUUCUACAAUAUAUGCUUGAGCUAAUUGAACGGCGUCUUGGCAAUGAAACAGACUGGGAAAUUCGUGAGUCCGCGGUACUGGUGCUUGGAGCCAUUGCUCGCGGAUGCGCACUAGCAAUGGCGCCAUUUCUACCAAAGGUAGUCCAGUAUCUUAUCGACCUUACACAUCAUAGCAAACCAUUGAUGCGUAGCAUAGCCUGUUGGUGUCUGUCGCGUUACGCCGGCUGGGCAUGCCAGGCACAACGGGAGCCACAUGAGGAACCCUGGUUAGAACCGGUACUGAACGCAGUGUUGAGACGUGUUUUGGAUCGUAAUAAACGUGUUCAAGAGGCGGCUUGCUCAGCCCUUGCGGCCUUUAUUGAAGAUGGUGGUAGUAAACUAGUCCCAUAUCUCCAGCGCAUAGUUGAGACAGUUGUUCAAGCAUUAGGUUUCUAUCAAGCCCGCAAUUUGAUGUUUUUGUACGAUACCAUAGGGACCAUGGGCCAGAUCUUCGGUGAGGCACUGCCCCAAUCUCCGUGCGGUCAGUUCCUAAUGCAUCCUGUUAUACAACGUUUGGGUACUACCGAGACCCAUACACCAGAAUUCCUCGCUUUGAUGGAUUGCGUAGCCUCCCUAGCACAAUGUUGGCAAUUGAUGUUUGCUUGUUAUGCUGAAGUAACGUUGCGCCGUGCUAUGAACGCAGUCUUCGAGGUACUCUAUGACGCCAAGGUUUUUGAGAUGACAGAUGGCGCAUCUGAUCUACCCCGUUGGGAUAUCAUAGGCUGUGCUCUGGAUGUCAUCUCUACUGUCGUGAGUUCACUGCAGGAGCAGUCCUGGCGCCUGGUAGAAACCCUCUCAGUUACUGUGGACCCGUCCGUCGCUAAGCAACUCGGGAUGAAGCAGCAACAGGUAUACCUCUCCGACAUGAUAAUGAUAUGUUGCCAAUGCCCUACUCCUGAAGUGCUGCAGAGCAUAUCUGCGUUAGUGGGUGACUUCGCAUGGCACAGUACCGCAUUGGUUGCAACAGAUCCGGUUAUCAUGUCCCUAAACCUACACCUAUCAAACCCAUCGCGUGUUGUCUGCAAUAACGUCUGUUGGUCUUUGGGUGUGUUAUCGCAAACCUCGUUAGGCAAACAACGGCUUGAACCGUAUUUCCACGAGCUUUUCCCGAAGUUAGUGCAGUUGCUCAAGUGUGAAACCGAGUUAUUAUUGAUGCAAAACAUUUGUGUUACUAUAGGUUUCUUUGUCGCGGCAUACCCAGAACUAACUGCCCCGCAUCUACCACAUUUCCUGCAACCAUGGCUAGAGUACAUUUCAAGGUCUCGUAACGACCCUGAUAAGGCACAAUCUCUUGCUGCGGUGGUGCAGGUAGCAGCCCGCAGUGCCGAACUUACAGGAGCAGCGUUGUUAGCACUUACUCGUGUCGCUUUGGACUAUCCACCAUGGUGUAACGAACUUGAAGCAUCGAUACGUGUACUUGCGCAACGUUUAGCCCAAAGUCCGGCAGAGUGGAACUCUUUAACUGAUGCCGAGCGAGCUCAGCUCCGCGAGCGUGCAUCUGGCGACAAGCGUUAA
Messenger RNA from Babesia sp. Xinjiang, 2757 nucleotides. Its product is annotated as Transportin-2. Gene Ontology annotation, biological process: protein import into nucleus. Lineage: Eukaryota; Apicomplexa; Aconoidasida; Piroplasmida; Babesiidae. The record is from RefSeq and is a predicted model, not a curated record. Bases 1 to 2757 code for a protein of 918 amino acids. Gene Ontology annotation, cellular component: cytoplasm; nucleus. The transcript has a single exon. Gene Ontology annotation, molecular function: small GTPase binding; nuclear import signal receptor activity.